Molecule: messenger RNA, 533 nt
Organism: Trypanosoma cruzi
Lineage: Eukaryota; Euglenozoa; Kinetoplastea; Trypanosomatida; Trypanosomatidae
Product: proteasome regulatory non-ATP-ase subunit 7, putative
Exons: 1
Biological process (GO): proteasome-mediated ubiquitin-dependent protein catabolic process
Source: RefSeq, a predicted model, not a curated record
AUGCCACCGCAAACGAAAGGAACGACAUUCAGGGACAAUGAGGAGGAAGAAGAGUUGCAGAUUGAGGAGCCCGUUCCUAUGAGUCCACUUAUUUCUUUGCUGCACUUGCGCCACACAUACGCUUCACAGUACGUGGAUGAGUCCAAGCGAGAGGAGGCAAAGGCAAAAAUACUAAAAGAGGCAUAUGACCACAACAUGGCGCCCUAUCUCCGCUUCAUCUGUGAAUCUUUUGCCUGGUCGCUCGAAGAGUCGAAAAUGCAAGAAAUGGAUGCUGUCAAUGCAAAGAAGCUGGAAGAGUUGGACGCGCGCCUGAAGGAUGCGCAGGAGAAUCUUGGCGAUGUGGAGGUCCGCGAGAGUCUCCUCGCCAAGUGUGAACACUUUGCCCGCAUUGGCGACCUGCAGGAGUGCCUUAAUUUUAACAUGGAGUGCUCCGGCAAGACGCUGGCAGCAGGCCCGAAGUUGGAUCUAUGCUUUCAGCGUAUUCUGUUAGGCAUUGCCUUUUCUGAUAAUGAAAUUGCCGCCAAUGGUGUCCG